This is a messenger RNA of Necator americanus (New World hookworm), 5856 nucleotides long. RefSeq lists its product as uncharacterized. The coding region runs from base 1 to 5856 and encodes 1951 amino acids. The record is from RefSeq and is a predicted model, not a curated record. The transcript has 48 exons. NCBI's taxonomy places the organism in Eukaryota, Metazoa, Nematoda, Chromadorea, Rhabditida, Ancylostomatidae.
AUGGAGCAGACAUCGAGCAACGGAAGUCCUCUGAUAGACCUUUGCGAGCCGACGAAUCUCAUCAUUGCACACACUGCAUGCAUCUCAUCAUUGUUUAAGAGAACUCAUCGACGCCGUCAGCUUAUGUGGCAAGGGACAACUCCUUUGACGACAGAAGGCCAGCGAAAGCGGAAGGAGCCGAAUCUUAACCUUCAGCUCGACUACGUUCUGACGAAGAACAUUCUUUUGUCAGAAAUCCAAAAAUCUAGAGCUGUGUGGGACGUCGCAUUCGAUUCCGACCACCGUUCAGUUCUUCUCAGCGUUAAAAACGCUGCAAAGAAAACACUCCCGGUUUUAGCACCGAGGAAGAAGUUCGCCUUUGCAUCUCCGGAGACAGUAUCCACGUGCAACUGUGUUGCCCACACCAGUAGUGACUUCAGCCAGGAGAAGCUUUUGAGAAGGAGGUUGCGUCGUCAGCUGAAACAUGAUCGUCCUGUUUCAUGUGCUCACGACGGUUAUUAUGUAGAAGACAGUAACGAAUGUUCAUGCAAAGCACAGUUUACCUCACCGCAAUGCACCCAACGCAUAUGUCAAAACGAUGGUCAAAAUCGAGCUGCAGGUGCAGCGGAUAAAGGCUGUCGAUGUCCUCCUGGUUUCUUGGGAACAAGCUGUGAGCCAGUGCAAUGUGUUGCUGGUGACAGUCAUUCAUUUUAUGAAGAAAGCGUAGAGCAAUCGCUUUAUGUACUUGUCACAUAUAAUACUCUCAUGAACGAUGCUAUUAAUACAACCAAAGACGACCCUUUUAAAGCAGUUUGCGGAGCUGUAAUUGGAAGGAAUAUCAGCAAUGCAUUUUGGAGCAUCGAUGGUGUGAUUUUUGCUAUUUCAUCAGACGAGUCAUCAGACGAGUGUGUGAGUGAUGCGAAAGAUAUGUGCGAUCCAGUUGACUCAUGUGAUCCGAAUACGCUAACAACAGACAGCAUAAUACGAAUUAUUGAUAUGUCGCAGGCUAAUUCGCAGGUUCUAAUAAUUACAAAUUCUGCAUUAGACGACACAUCCAGAAUCAAUGAAGCGAUUCGUAAAGCUAUUGCUCGAAAAAUCAAGGUACAUGUGGUUGCCUUGUUUCCUGAUCCUCCAAUAAUCUACAAGGACUAUAAUUCAUUGCCUGGGUAUACAGCUUUAAGGAAACUCAGCGAUGCAACUCUUGGUUUUUUCGUCAGUCCGUACAUGAUAGCGACCCAAUUGGCUGGGAGGAACACUUCUUCCGAAGUUAUCACUCAAAUAAUCGAUCUAUAUGCGCGUAAAGUGGAUGCGGUUGCAGUGCGUAGUGCUAAUAGAGAGGUAGUCAACUUACAGUAUAAUGUGAACGGCUCCGAGUUCUACAUCGCAUUCCGAUCAUUAGGCAACUCCGCAGAAACUCUGACCUUGCUCACUGCACCCGAUGAUCUCACACUGAUAUGUGAUACAGGUUUUUGGAAGUUAUGGAUGGCUCAUCCAGCAGAUGGAAAAGCUGUUAUUUCUUACCGAUAUAGUGGAUCUGGACCUGAGUUCAAUGUUUACCUUAUGUCGCCAGCAGCACUUCGAACUUUUGUAGCAGUAACAACAUCAAAAUCUCAGAUUGAUGCAUCAGCACCAUACGCAACUAUCGGUAGAAACGGAGCACCUCGGACAAUUGUAGCACGUAUAUUGGACGAUACUAAUACUGUGGCCAGUGAUCUAAUGGUAAAGUUAUCAUCCGGAAUUGCGGAAUUGGAACCAGGCAUCAUAGCACGUCCAAUGUGUCAGUAUUUCGUCGUACUGGGUACGGUCAUUUGUAACGUCAGCGCACCAGCAAUCCUAUCAGUAACAUCCAAAGAUUUCAAAGGAUCCGCUGUACCAUUUUUAUGUGUCGAUGAAGAAGAUUUAACACCACGUAGCGAGAUCACAUCACUGAUGGAUGAUUUGCCACAGGUACACGACGAAUUUGAUCAAGAUGAAGUAUCCUGCUCCACUACGCUCACCGCUAGUCCUUUUACCAAACAAAUGCAGAGGACGUUCUCUAUUGUGGCUCGGAAAACAAAAGAUACUAACGACAAUAGCGUAUCGACGGUUGACAACCUCUUUGUGCUCCCAAAUGGUGUGUUUAGUUAUCUCGUUCCCUAUAUGCGACAGAAUCCCAGCUAUUUUACCACGUGGUCGGCGAAUAUUUUCACCAGUGACAACCCUGGACUGACCACUCAAAACUCGGAUUUCACUUCCUACAUUAACAACGUGAUGAACUCUGUUCAUAAUGCAAUCGAAAAUGACGACUCGGUCUACGACUACGCUGCAGCGUUGGAACAUGCGCUACAUGCUAAAAACACAUAUUCAGAUGUACUUGUUGUUAUUGAUUCUGAAACAGAUGGUAAACUAGACAACGUCGACGUUCUUGUAAGCACCUCUACAACCCGAGCUAGGUUUUUCUUUGUUUUGGUGGAAACGUAUACGUCCUUUAAUAAUUCAGUGCAUACAAGUAUUAGUGAAUUGGCUGCUAAAAGUGGUGGAAUAGCAUUCAGGGUGGAAAGCUAUACUUUGGUUCAACAGUUCUUUGAACAAUAUUUCAACGUCAUUGUUAGCGACGAGCUAGUUCUUUAUCAAUCAUUCAACACUACAGAAUUAAUCCUUGAAUCAAAAUCAUUCUAUGUUACUGCUGGAAGGGAAUACGUAGUACUUCUAACAAGUUCGGAUAGCGCAUCAUUAGUGACGGAAAUCCAACUUCAUGGAAAAGAAGGCGAUUUUGCUUGCUCAAAUACCACUAUUGGUCGUGAUUUGAUUCUAUGGACAUGUACGUCUGGAUUCAACUCAGGCACUUAUACUUUGCAAGCACAAUUUCAGGAUUUGAACGCUACGUCUACAUCGGGACAAAUUUUCCUCUACGAAAAAAAUUACACAGUGACCACUAGUGUAACGUUGUCUUCGGAAAAGGAUAUGGAUGCCGAUAACGAUGGAGUUCUCUGCAAUGACCAGGAACAAAGUCACAACGUAACUUUGAUGCGACACGAUGGUGACGAAAUUCUUGUACGUGCCGCUACCGCCCGUAAUAAUUGCCUUUUCUCAUAUUUUGUCGAUCAGCAAUGGUGGUGUACUGAGAGGGAUCACAUUUUCCAAAUAAAAGUAAAUUCUAUGAUUGGAGAUUCACUCAUUACGCGAACACAAAUUCUUCCUUGCGUUGGUAAAGGUAAUUCAACGUGUAGUCAGGGUGUUCAAGAUGGUGACAAGUGUAUUUGCUGCGUAGGAUGGGAAGGUCCGAUAUGUCAAUGGAGAAUAUGUCAAAAUGGAGGAUCGAGGAUGCCUGACAACAGUUGUAAAUGUGUCGACACGUUUCAGGGGGAUUUUUGUCAAAUUAGCACUUCUUCAUGUAAUUCCUCUAGCAAUUCACCUUAUCUUGCAAAUGAGAUAGGAACACUCAUUCUUAUUGUUGAGCGAUCCAAUGAAACAGUGGAGAUUGACGGGAAAUCCGCUCAGAACCUGCUUGGUGUUCAGAUCAUUGUCAUCUAUUAUCCUCAACUUCUUACUCUGCUUGAUCCUUUCGAGGAUUUCAACUCAUAUGCUGAGCCCGAACAACCAUAUGAUGCUAUUUCACUCGGCCUAAACAGUCAGCUUACUUCCCGAGCGUUAAUCGUCCUGGUUUCACGAGGAGGAGAUCACGCUAUUGAUAGGAACGUAAUCAGUCGAUUAUCCUUACAAAGAGCAGAACUUCGAGUAUUCAGUGAACAACUAUCGUCUAAUCUUACAUUGCUCGCUAAACUCGGGAAUGGAGUACCUUUCCGAAGUUCACGGAAAGAAUUUUGCCAGAAAUACUUCCCGAGUUACGUUGUACCUCUUACAUCAAAGGCAACAUCGCUUUCAUCUCCGAUUUUCAACGUGAUUGCUUCGGAUUUCACAUGCACAGCUUCACUUACCAUACCGAAGGAAUCUUUCGCACAGAAGCUAACUAUGUUCAUUUAUCUUGGUAACGACCAAAUGAAUGCCACAGUUGAACAAGGGCCCAACGCGUUAUCGCCCACGGAUACCGGAUCACCAGUCAAGAGGUUCACUAUCAAUUCAAAUGUUCAAACUACUAUCAAAAUUUCUGGUGUUGGUAAUUGUUCUUAUUCUAUUGAAAUUCUCAAUUAUUACAAAACUGGCUAUGUAUUCCAAAAGGACAAUGUAAAUGAAAACGGCUACCUAGGACCACUAUCGGGCAUAAACUAUCUUUCACUUUACUCCGCCAGAUCGUCGUCCGACACUGGUUCCGCGAGACCAUUUGCCCAAAUGCGCCCUAUUUACUUGGAUGGAACUAUUGGCGAAAGCAGUGUGAUAGCAUCCUCAGCAAAAACAAAUAACUGCACUUAUCCCUACUAUAUUCCCUUAAACUGCACUGAAGGCAUCUAUGCAUAUCAAAUCCAGGUUCACACAUUCUCAUCCACAACCUCUUCCCCCAACUGUCAAGUUCCAUCUCGACAACAACAAAUUACAGCGAUUUGUACUGCACUUGAAUCGUGUAAUGGAAAUGGAGAGCUUAUAAAUGGUGUUUGCCAAUGUUACAGCGCUUGGGAAGGGGUCGAUUGUCGGCUACCCAUUUGCGCUAACGGAGCUACAAGACAAGGAAAUGUCUGCGUUUGCGCAGCCGGUUAUUACGGCACUAAUUGUUACGAAGCUCCAACGAAAAAUAAUGGAACAAAACGAGGAAUGGCGUUCAUCGUGGAUUCCGUUGGAUUCGAUGACAAUGCCUUCAAUUCCAGUAUUAAUGCAAUUGUAAACUACGUGAAUUUAUUCGAAAUGAAUAAUCUUCAAAUAAUGCUGAUCGAUAAUACUAAUGUGAUCAUCAAGAACCCAGCAUUCAGUACUUACACAAACCUUACGUUCCUGAAUGCAAUUUCGGAAAUCUACGGUCGUAGAACGCGCACAAGACCUCUUCAACUCGACUCUGUAUUCUCGACUAUUCUGCAAGGUGCAGAUGUUCUGAAAAGUUCUUACAAUUACAUUUUUUAUGUAACGCAAACGGGUGGUGUUUUGACUAAUUCGUCUGUGUUGGGAAAACUCCGUGGUUCGACUCAUAUGUUUGAAAUAAGUUGUAUCGGAAUCUCUGCUCCUUCCAAGACGCUUCCUGAAAAUGUAAUUGUUGAUUUAAACAUGAUCGGCGAAACUCAAACUGCAGACAAUUGGUAUUCGGCGAUGACGGAAAUGAUGGCUGUAUCACUAACUACGGACUAUCCUCCGCCAAGUGCUCCUCCUCAACCCGCGUGCACUAAUAUACAAGCAAGUAUCUGGAUUGCUGCAGAUUUAUCCGUCGGAGUAUCUGAUUAUAGAACACAGAUGCAGUCAAUUCUACAGUUGUUCCCAACAGCGUUCAGUACUUCUUUUGAUAUUUCUGCUCCAGGGCAAGGAUGUAGUAAUAAGAAGAAUAUUUCGAAUGUUUAUGAAGGGUAUUCACGUAUCUCAGGUUGGUCAUACUAUGCCGGUCAGUAUGGAGAAAAUGACCCAACAUUUUGUGUUUCAAAUUUGGGUACUGUAAUUUACAGUGUGGGAAUGGACGGCGGUGGAAAACCUAACUAUGACACUGGAAGUCGAAAUUUGUUAAAGUUAUUCAAUGCCACUCUGAGCAACAAUUGUUUAUGCUCCCGAUAUGAAGAGCAAGAAACGAGAAAAAUUGUUAUUUGGAUGCCGAUUUAUAGUUACAUAUCUGAUAGUUACGAACAAUUCUUCAACUAUCCAUACGAGCACUACGUGGUUCCUUUCGGAUACGAACUUAAGGAUGGAGAUUUCUAUUAUGGUCUAUCUACAAAUAACGGAAAAUUCGACGGAGCAUUGCCAAGAGACGUUCUAGGAAGUGCUGCGAAUGUUGUGAACUAUCUAUGGGAAGCGAUAUGUGGAUCAUAA